CUCUUCUCUUCUCUUCUCUUCUCUUCUCUUAACUUUCUUCUAACUCUUCAAUUUUCUUAACCUAACUUAAUUUGAUCAAAAUUAUUGAUACAUUCAUUCUUAAAAUGUGUAGAUUUCUUCAACCAAGUAAAUGUAAAAAGAUGGACUCUUUCAUUUUUUGCUUUUUGGUUUCUAUUUUUUAAUUCUUGAAAAAUAGGUGUAUUUAUUAGUAAUCAAUUGACCUUCUUUGUUUUUAAAACUUGAAAUUUGUUUUUUUUUUUUUUUAAAUUAGGGAGAAAAAUGAUUAAAAGAAAAAUUUAAAAAAACAAAAACAUAUUAAUUUUUUUUUAUACAAUAUAAAUUUCACAACAAGUUUUCAUAAGAAAAUAUAGAUACAAUUAAUUAUAGCGGAAGAUUUAUAUAAAUAUAAACCCUAAACUUUACACGUAUAAAUUGAAAUAUUUUCUCUUUUAUUUUUUCCUCCAUUUUCAUAGAGUAAAAUUUGUCAAUGUGUUGUUUGAAGAAGGAAAAGAAAUGUGCAACAACGAUUCCUUAAUCAAACACCCGAUUCGUAAAUCCCGAACCAAAACAAGACGACCCAAAUUCCUCAGUCUCCGAUUACAGUUAACUUCCCCCAAAUUACCACCGAUGAUCCACCACCCACCACCGCCACCGCCACCCCCUCCGCCUCAGAAACAGCUAACUCUGUUUCCCCUGCAUCCAGAGAAUCUACAAGUAGAAGACAGAGAAGACGACGUCGCCUUCAUCUUCGAAAACGACGAUGUCGUAAGUAGCAGCUGCUGCAGCUUACAAAGUUUUCUCCCAAGUUACCAAAACGAGAUGUCAUCGGAGGAAGAGUCUCGGAAUUUGGCGGAGGAGGCAGAGCUUGUACGGACGGCGAUGAGGAACAGAGAAAGGCCGGAAACAGGGGUGGAGGAGAAAUGGGUUUGCUAUUCGGAAGUGGUGGAGAAGAAGGAGGAGGAAGUGACGAGUACGGCGGCGGAUGAGUGGGUUAAGAAGAUUAAGACGAUGAAGAAGAAGAAGAAAAAGAAGAUUAAGAUGGAGAUGAUUGGGAAACAGUUAUGGUUGAAGCUUGAUUAUGAAGGGAUAUUGAAUGCUUGGCCUGAUAAAGCUCCUUUGUUCAUCAAUGGAGAAUCACCUCAGACCGUUCCUGAUCUUCAUGAUGAUCCAUAUCUCUGCUCUGAUUCUCUUCUUAGUAGAAAUGUGAUGGAUGGAAUAGGAAGUGAAGGGCAUAACAGUAGUAACAAUAAUUAUAAUAAUAAUAGUAGUAGUAGUAAUGUAUGGAAAGUCCCAGAAAUUGGAAUAUUGAAGAAAGAAGGAUUAAUGUUAGAAGGAAAAGAAGGAUGGAAAAUGGGACAAAGAGAGGCAAGUGUUUUGAGAUAUAAAGAAAAAAGGCAAAGCCGUCUUUUCUCCAAACGUAUUCGCUAUGAAGUCAGAAAACUCAAUGCCGAAAAGCGUCCUAGAAUGAAGGGUCGUUUUGUGAAAAGAAGUUGAGAAUGUGAAGAAACACUCCAUUUUGGACAGAAGGGCAUUCCAGGAAAUGCAGCAACGUAGUGUUCUCUUUUCUUCUUUUUAAAUAAUUUUAUUGUUUCUUCUUUUUUCUCUACUUUUAUAGAUAAUGUUGUACUAAUAAAAUAUGAUAAAUGUUAAAUAAAAAACAUUGGUUUAGGGAGAAAAAAAAAGGAAAAAAAAAAAGUUCAUGCUUGUCCAUUAACAAGUAAUGAAAUGAGUGGUGUGUCAAUCAUCACAUUAUGUGGUUUCCAAUUCCAUUAACAUUGAUAAUUAGACAUCAACUGAUAUAUUAUUGAUGUCAUAAAAAUAUUAAUUAUAAAAUCUUAUGUUGUUUA
Molecule: messenger RNA, 1847 nt
Organism: Cucumis melo (muskmelon)
Lineage: Eukaryota; Viridiplantae; Streptophyta; Magnoliopsida; Cucurbitales; Cucurbitaceae
Product: zinc finger protein CONSTANS-LIKE 6
Exons: 3
Coding region: 514-1494 (326 amino acids)
Biological process (GO): regulation of DNA-templated transcription
Cellular component (GO): nucleus
Molecular function (GO): protein binding
Source: RefSeq, a predicted model, not a curated record